Messenger RNA from Penicillium paradoxum, 1557 nucleotides. RefSeq lists its product as uncharacterized. The record is from RefSeq and is a predicted model, not a curated record. Lineage: Eukaryota; Fungi; Ascomycota; Eurotiomycetes; Eurotiales; Aspergillaceae. The transcript is spliced from 6 exons. The coding region runs from base 1 to 1557 and encodes 518 amino acids.
AUGCGGGAGGCCACUGAUUUCUCUGCGUUGACUCAGAAUUUCCGUGACGAUCUGGCCACAGACGUGGUAGGAAUGGAAACUGGCUCUGCAAUAUUGGGCAAUCCCAGUAAUAUGAUCCAGGAAGGAGAUACAAGGGUUGUUGAUACCCAACACCUUCGUACCAUUUCUGGCCUGAAUGCAAGAUUGAAAUACCAUUUGAGCUUGCUGAAGCUCGACAGCCCGAACGAUCAGAACGAGGAUGCUAGUCUAGCACCCAUCUUCACAGCACCGGUUCUUUACCAACCGGGACAGGGUCCAUCACAAUAUGGCCUACUGGGAGGUGUCAAAAAGGUCAACGCAUCCGGCUUCUCAAGCCCAGAGACUGAGAUACUGGCAAAGGACCCCCGGCUGUUUUUCAACGUUGCUUCACCAUCGAGCACGUUCAUCUGUGGAUCUCAGGGAUCUGCAGGCAGGCUUCUUAGCCCCCUGACAGCUGUCGUCUUUCACUACGAUACGUUUAUCUGCGACAAUGGUGGUUCGCCGUGUGAGGCGGCGUUCCUCGCGUCGCACUCUAACGUCAAAGGGACGUACUCAAGAUUCAACAUCAAGGUAGAGCCGCUCCAAAUAGACCAGGCCAACCUCAACACCAAGCGUAUGAUGGAUCUCAUGGCAGUGGGCCAAGAUAAGGGCCCUGUGCCGCUGUACAUGCACACUGUCCAGCGGAUUCUACGAGAGAUGCGGCUUUUACAACAAGCGUCGGGGUCACAAUUCGACUAUCGUGACUUCAAAAAAAGGAUACUUGACUCUGGCCUUCUUCCAGGUCAGCUUGAGCCUCUGAAACAACGCCUCGAUACCCUUGAAAGCUUUAUGCCUCCCGGACAAGCAGAUAUCACCAAGAACAACAAGAAAAAGAAGAACAGUGCCCCAAGCCCAGGAUCCAACUGGACUCCAAAGCCAUCGCAAUUGACAAUUGUUGAUCUCUCCUGUCCUUGCAUCUCUCCUGAUACAGCCUGUUCCCUUUUCAAUAUUUGCUUCGGAAUCUUCAUGGAGCAGAACACAAAGGUUGGGAGGGUCGUGGCACUCGAUGAAGCGCAUAAGUAUAUGAAAGACUCCGUCGAAGCACGAAGCUUUACGGACACCCUUCUUUCUACUGUUAGGUUGCAGCGACAUCUCGGAGCUCGUAUCCUGAUUUCAACCCAAGAGCCGACAAUCUCAAGUGACCUCUUGAGUCUGUGCUCGGUCACCAUUGUUCACAGAUUUUCCUCCCCGGCAUGGUUGCGCGCGCUUCAAGGCCAUGUUGCUGCUGCCGCGUUAGGUGCGCAAUCAGAUCAAAAAGCAUCUGCCAACAACGAGGAGUACCCAGGGGAUCUUGAGGUACCAGGUAAAUUUGCAUUGUUUCAUCGGAUCGUGAAUCUUCGGGUAGGUGAGGCUUUGCUUCUUUCUCCUAGUGCGAUGCUGGGCACUACGACAGAGACAACCCGCUCUCCGCAACUGAACAAGCUGGGCUCAGGUUACAUGGUAAUCAAGAUAAGAGAUAGGCUGACGGAGGAUGGUGGCAAAAGCGUUGUGUCGUCUUGA